Molecule: messenger RNA, 1230 nt
Organism: Penicillium alfredii
Lineage: Eukaryota; Fungi; Ascomycota; Eurotiomycetes; Eurotiales; Aspergillaceae
Product: alkene reductase
Exons: 3
Coding region: 1-1230 (409 amino acids)
Molecular function (GO): FMN binding; oxidoreductase activity
Source: RefSeq, a predicted model, not a curated record
AUGACCAGUUGCCUCCACCGCAAACAAUCGGCACUUUUCCAGCCCCUAGCAAUCGCGAAUGGCAAGCAUAUCCUGCGCCAUCGUAUCAUCCAUGCGCCGUUGACCCGGAACCGCGGAGUCCCGUUGAAUCCCACCAGUACCCCAGAUGAACCGAAUCGGAUAUGGAUCCCUGGAGACCUCGUCGUGCAAUAUUAUGCUCAGCGGGCCACCGAGGGAGGGCUAAUCAUCUCUGAGGGCAUUCCUCCGUCGCUUGAGAGCAAUGGCAUGCCUGGCGUACCGGGACUCUUCACCCCUGAACAAGCAGCGGGCUGGAAAAAUGUCGUCGACGCCGUGCAUGCAAAAGGUGGGUACAUAUAUUGCCAGCUGUGGCACGCCGGCCGCGCCACCAUCCCCCAGAUGACCGGAUCCCCUGCGGUUUGUCCGUCCGCGAGUAUCUGGGACUCGCCAACCGAAUGCUACUCGCAUCCCCCCAACGGCUCUAUACAGCCCGUCCCUUACGCGAAGCAUCCGCCGAUCGAGAUGUCCGUGUCGCACAUCCAACAAACCAUCUGGGACUACUGCAGCGCGGCUAAGACAGCAAUCGACAUCGGGUUCGAUGGCGUGGAGAUUCAUGCGGGCAAUGGGUAUCUCCCGGAGCAGUUCCUGUGCUCCAACGUUAACAGGCGCGACGAUGCCUACGGCGGCACCCCUAAGAAACGCUGCCAGUUUGUGUUUGAACUGAUGGCAGCGGUGGCCCAGGUCGUCAGCGAGAAUAAUCUCGCCAUCCGACUAUCGCCGUUUGGUCUAUUCAACCAGAGUCGUGGCGAGCAGCGGCUAGAGACUUGGACAUAUCUCUGCCAGGGCCUAAAGAAGGCCCACCCUACUUUAUCAUACGUCAGCUUUAUCGAGCCGCGCUACGAACAAGUCUUCAGCUAUGAAGAGAAAGAUGAGUUCCUCCGGAACUGGGGUCUGCAGGGUGUCACCCUCGACCGGUUCCGCCAGAUCUUUGGAGCAACUCCUUUCUUCUCGGCCGGGGGCUGGGAUGACCAGAACUCCUGGGGCGUGGUGGAGUCUGGCAAAUAUGACGGGCUCUUGUACGGACGGCAUUUCAUUAGCAACCCAGACCUAGUACACCGGCUGAAGGAGGGGUUGCCGUUGUCCCCGUAUGACCGGUCUCGGUUUUAUGGGCCCUUCGAGGACAACGCCUUCCGGUACACUGAUUAUUGCACAGCAGAGAAGCUGGGACAAUAG